Molecule: messenger RNA, 482 nt
Organism: Portunus trituberculatus (swimming crab)
Lineage: Eukaryota; Metazoa; Arthropoda; Malacostraca; Decapoda; Portunidae
Product: waprin-Phi1-like
Exons: 4
Coding region: 75-338 (87 amino acids)
Cellular component (GO): extracellular region
Molecular function (GO): peptidase inhibitor activity
Source: RefSeq, a predicted model, not a curated record
CAAGAUGGCAGCACAGCACUCAAUCUUAAACACUUAGAAGGGAAACACUGCUGAGUUUGUCCCGGGCAGGAAAAAUGCAUCGAGGCUUGUGCGUGUUGGCGGUGGUGAUGGUGGCGGUGUGUGUCGGUCACGUGGAUGGCACCUGCACGACUUUCUGCACACACCCUCUCGGACCCGAAGAGGGCUACUACAUAUGCUGUGACCGACACCCAGGGAAGUGUCCAGCUGAGCCAGAAUGUGACACGUUCAGCGAUCCUUGUCACUACGAUCCAGACUGCCAGCCACACCAGAAGUGCUGCCGUAAUUCCUGUGGCGGGAACAGGUGCACCAACGUUUGAUGUCACCACCACUACCACCACCACCACCACCACCACCACUCUGACCGUAAAAAGAACCUCGGCCUGUUGCUGACUGUUGUUCAUUGAGGUUUUCAGAGAAUUGUGAAGUACAAAAAAAAAUAAAAUAUAAUAAAUAAAUAAAAA